Molecule: messenger RNA, 6263 nt
Organism: Cygnus atratus (black swan)
Lineage: Eukaryota; Metazoa; Chordata; Aves; Anseriformes; Anatidae
Gene: BEND3
Product: BEN domain containing 3
Exons: 3
Coding region: 62-2326 (754 amino acids)
Biological process (GO): rDNA heterochromatin formation
Cellular component (GO): heterochromatin
Molecular function (GO): DNA binding
Source: RefSeq, a predicted model, not a curated record
ACGCCGCGACACGCCACGCCGCGCUGAGUGAGAUAGAAGAUGAAUUCAGCUGAAAUCACUGAUGAUGACGAAGGGCUGCAAUUCAAACAUGAAGAACAGAGACGCUGGCUCGCCCACUCAGGUAAAUACAGAGCAGCCAAGCAAGAACAAGAAUCCUAAUAUAACGUGGCUCUGUGAAGAAGAACCCUUCAGUGACAUAACCACUUCGUCUUACAAGAAACCUCUCUAUGGCAUCUCACACAAAAUUACAGAGAAGAAGAACCCCGCAGGAGCGGAGCAGUUUGCCUCUUACGACCUGUAUGAAAAAAUCAAUCCCAGCAGUCCCUCGCAUCUUCGGACUCUGAAUGACCAACGCAAGAGGGACUCUGCUGCAGCCAUCGCCGCAGCAGCUGCUGCUGUAGAGUCUGACCCAAAUAUAUAUUCUUUGAUACAGAAAAUGUUCUACACGCUGAACACCCUCAAUUCCAAUAUGACUCAACUUCACAGUAAGGUUGACCUGCUGUCUCUGGAGGUGAGCAGAAUUAAAAAGCAAGUUAGUCCGGUGGAGUCCGUUGCUGAUUUCAAGCCUCCCCCCGAGUACACGCUGACUUCUGCAGAGCUCAAACAGAUCAUGGAUCAAAGCACGUCAGGGGGAGACCUGGCUUGCCGGUUACUAGUGCAGCUCUUCCCAGAGCUCUUCAGCGACGACGAGUUCAACAGAAACUGCAGCGCGUGUGGCUUUCUUAACAAAAGGAAACUUGAAUCUCUUCAUCUGCAGCUUAUCCGUAACUAUGUGGAAGUUUGUUAUCCUUCUGUGAAGAAUACAGCUGUCUGGCAGGUGGAGUGUUUGCCUCAAGUCAAUGAUUUUUUCAAUAGAUUUUGGGCUCAAAGGGAAAUGGAAAAUAGUCAGCAGAGUGUGCAAUCAUCUAGUUUUUAUGAUACUGAGCAGGUAGAAUCCUCUCAUUUUAUUGACGAUAAAGAGCAGGAAGAAGCUUUGUCCUUGGACAGGAGUAGCAUCAUUGCCUCAGAUUACAUUCUGGAUGCUCAGGAUCUCAAUGAAUUUUUAGAUGAAGCUUCUUCUCCAGGGGAAUUUUCUGUUUUUUUGUUACAUAGGUUGUUUCCAGAACUCUUUGACCACAGAAAAUUAGCUGAAAGGUACAGCUGCUAUGGAGACUCUGGGAAGCAACUGCUGGAUCCUCAUCGGCUUCAAAUAAUCCGUAGGUACACUGAAAUUUACUUUCCAGAUGUGCAAGAAGAAGAAGCCUGGUUGCAGCAGUGUGUUCAGCGAAUAAAUGAGGAGCUUGAAAAUACGUAUAUGGAUGGAAGUGAAUGCGAUCAGUUGAGAGAUGACUGUUACGAUUCUUCUAGUUUACCAGAUGAUGUAUCAAUCAUAAAAGUGGAAGAUAGUUUUGAAUACGAAAAACCCGGUAGACGCUCAAAAAAAAUCUGGCUUGUGCCCAUUGACUUUGAGAAACUUGACUUUCCCCCUCCUGAUUUCGAUGUCCCUGUCCCAGAUUAUCUGUUGAACAAAGAACAGAUUAAAAACAUAUAUGAAAGUAGUCUUUCCAUAGGCAAUUUUGCCUCUCGAUUGCUGGUUCUCUUAUUUCCCGAACUGUUUACGCAUGAAAACUUACGGAAGCAAUACAACUGUAGUGGGUCUUUAGGCAAGAAACAGCUCGAUCCCACUAGAAUUAAAUUAAUUCGACAUUACGUGCAGAUACUGUACCCGAGGGCAAAGAAUGACAGAGUGUGGACGUUGGAAUUUGUUGGGAAGCUUGACGAGAGGUGUCGGCGAAGAGACACGGAGCAAAGACGCUCAUACCAGCAGCAGCGGAAGGUCCACGUGCCGGGGCCCGAGAGGAGGGAAUUUCUCAGCUAUGCAAUAAACCCCGAAAGGUUUCGAGAAGAGUUCGAAGGGCCACCGCUGCCACCCGAAAGAAGCAGCAAGGAUUUUUGCAAGAUACCACUCGAUGAACUUGUUAUUCCUAACCCAGACUUCCCUGUGCCUUCUCUGUAUUUGCUGUCUGAUAAGGAGGUGAGAGAGAUAGUACAGCAGAGCCUUUCAGUUGGAAACUUUGCUGCCAGGCUCCUUGUAAGACUCUUUCCAGAACUCUUUACUCCCGAGAAUCUCAGACUGCAAUACAACCAUUCAGGUGCUUGUAACAAAAAACAGCUUGAUCCUAUCAGACUGAGACUGAUCCGUCAUUACGUGGAAGCGGUUUACCCCGUGGAGAAAAUGGAAGAAGUAUGGCAUUAUGAAUGUAUACCGAGCAUUGACGAAAGAUGCCGGCGUCCUAACAGAAAAAAGUGUGAUAUACUGAAAAAAGCAAAGAAAGCCAAGAAGUGACAGGCUCUUGAAAUUCCUAAGACUUUGACCACUAAAUUAUUGUCAGGAUGAUGCUUUGUUUUAGCCUGAGGGGCCUGUCAGGGGCUGGCUGGGGUUGCUCAGCAUCUAGGACAGUAAGGCACUAAGUUUGUUGCAUUUUAACAUGUGUGUUGCAUCUAUGUGGGCACUGCAGCAGUGGGAAGUGGCUUACUACAUUUGUACAUGGGUGAAGAUCACAAGUCAUCGGUGACAGAGCUAUUAAUGACUCAUUAAGAGCACGACUUUCACUGGUGCAAAUACAUGUAUUGAAACUGUAUUAUUCCACUCCCCAUUUCUGCAUCUUCCUUUUUUAUCACUUUCUAAUAAUAAAGAUUUUUUUUUUUAAAAAAUCAUUGUGCUCUUCAGGGGCAGUUUUUCAUUUUACCCUUAUAAACAGUCAUGUUAGUUCUUUUGGAGUUUGAAAUUUAAAUUUAAUUUAAAUUUACUAGUCUAAUUGUUUUUGAAAGUGCCAUAUUCAUUGAAAAUCAUUGGAAUGUCUGACUUCUGCAGUAAUUGCAGCUUUACAUUUGUUUUGUUCUUGACCAUACUGAGAUACUGAAAGUAGUAACACUGUGUCAAAGAAUGGAUCAGAGUGAUGUAAUUUCCGUUUUUGACUGUUACCCAUGUUUUGUUUCUAAACAUUCUGAGAAUUGAACUAUUGAAGAAUUAAGAUGUGAGCAUGGACACAAUGUGAAUGUUUCUUUAUGUUUCUUUAUGUUGACACCACAAGCUUGAUCCUGCCCCUGUGAGUUUUGUUUUUUGCUCAGUGUCACUGCUGGCAUGACUAAGGAUGGCUUGUACGAGUAAAGCCAGCUGCACAGACCCAAGCCUAUACCCAUGGAAUGUAUUGCCAUUGCCUGCUUGCCACUCUAUUUGCAAAAUGCCAACGACAACAACAACAACAACAUAAUAAGCAACAAGAACUUAGAAAAAUUUUAGACCUUGCUCUCUGUCAAAAUCAUGAUUCCAACGGUUUCCAGUGUUAAUAAUGAAUUGAAUAUAUAAAAAUUGCAAAGAUUACAUGCAGAGAUUGGUUCUGCGAUGGAAUUGAAUGCUACAGGGUCCCCACGUACGAGCUGUGGUAAUGUAACUCAUUGUUUGCAUCAGUGCAGCACCAUCUGGAUUUUUCAGGUGUAGGGGUACUGAGCUCCCUCACUUUGCCAAAUUGAUUUAGUGUAAUUAGUAGCUAUUUGGAGACAUAAUUGUGUAUGUAUAACUUAGGUUCAUACAGUCAAGUUUGCAUCAUUAAUACGUUCAAGUGUAACAGAGACCACCCAGAACCCAGUGUGACUCUGCUGUAUGAUUUGUCACUGGAGAGCACUGCUUUAAAACUGGUUUUCCUCCUUUUUUUUUUUUUUUCCUAAAUACUGAAAUAAAUGAAAUAGGGAGUCAGACAUGAAUUUUUAAGUCAGUAGGGACGGUGAUUGCUUACUGACCAUCACUGGAACACCUUGGAGCAAUUGUUGACGUUCUCUGUGGUCCUUUUUUGUUGUUUACUUAGGUGGGUCAUAGUAUCAAAUUCUGAGUCUGUUCCAGUGUAAUUUUCUAUUUUAGCAUUUGUAAGAAAGUACGAAAUAAUUGAUAUUUUUACUUCGGAUUUUUAGAAUUUAUUGUUCUUAGAGUCAUAUUGAUCCCUCCCUUUAAAAAGCAAAACAAAACAUUUUGUCCUAAUGGCAAGUAUUAGCAAAGUAUAUCAUGUUAAACCAGGAAUAAAUCAUAAUAGAUGGUAGCAUUUGCUCGUUUUCCCCAUGUGCUAGCAACAUUCUCAAAGAAUGUAUGAAGAAAGUCAUGAAUGUACUAAAUAAUACACUGAUACUGUUUAUAUCCAUUUAAAUGUUUCCUGUUGAUUUAAAUAAUAGCAGACCAUGCACAAAAUGGAUAUCAGAGCAAAUAUGGCUAUAAUAAAAUGAAAACAUUUUACCAAAGAUAAAGAACUGAUACCACAAUGUCUGCAUCUUUCAUUUUAGUGCGUAAAUUUAGCAAAUUGAAUGUAUCAGAAACCAAGACUUUCUCUUGUAAUUGUAUGCUACCUAGCACCUCUGUGAAUUUUUUUACAUGCACUUUUAUGGGAGACAUAAACUGACAGAAAAUAAUCAACAGCCUCUUAAUUUUGUGUUGUUAAUGCCUGACCAGAAGGUAAGAAAUAUGAAGUGCAGGUUUUCUUUGUAAUUUUCUUAUCUUAAUGUCAUGCAUGUUUUACCACUAAGUGAUUUUGAAGCUCCCAAAAGAAGUCGAUAGAUGUUAAACUUUUGUACAAUUGACAGAUGUUACUAGCUAGCAUGCAAAUUUGAGACAUACUGGCUUUUACUGUAGGUGUGGAUAUUUUAGAAUAUUUUGAAUCACCCUCUCCUGAUAAGGCACAAUCAGUCCAUUUACCUUAUAGACUAAUUAGUGAAAAAGAGAUUUUCACCUUUUGAAAUGGCAUUUUCAAAAGUGGGUAUGGAAAGAUCCUCACUGUUUUUUCUCUUAACUUCUGUGUAAUUGCUGUGUACAUUCCUUUCAUCUCACUGUUCACAACCUUUCAUGAUUUGUUUGAUUGUAUGCUUUAUGACCGAUAUCAAGAAAAUACAGACAUAUGGGUAGUGAUGUAGCUCACUAAAGCUCACCCUUGCAGUGCAUCUGAAGUACAGCCACUUCAUCCAGUUGGUCUGUCCUGUAAAUAAAUUAAAGUUAUAUUAUUUUCAUACAAGAGGAAUGUUGUCUGGUGAUUGCCUGACUACAGUUACACGAGCAGGACUUUUUCCCUAUAAAGUCUGUUAUUAAGAUCUGAGAUAAAUUUAGCUAGUCAGAUUGACUACAUACUUGAAAAUACCCUGCUUUGCUGCAGCCAUUUUUUUCUGUCUUUCAGAGUUCUUUUGUUUAAAAGAGCAUUUCCAUUUGGAAAUAGUAGGAAUAUUGCUAGAUAUUUAAAUGUCUGGAACAUACACGCACUAACUCCCUAUAGAUGGAUGUUACUUUCUGCCUCUUGGGUCAGAAGAUCCUGCUAAGGUGAAUAAUGUGUCUCUGUCUACCUAUAAUUUAAAUGUAUCACCUUUGGAUAAGCAUCGAAUAGCUUGCCUCUAACAGCUUUCUGAAAGAAAAAGUGUAAUACCUCCUAGCUGUGUGUUUUUGUGUCUUUCCCAUCCCACACAAAUUUAAACCUUGUUUAGAAGCAUUGUAAAAGAUGUAAAACAAAACGUCAAAAGGGAGAUCAGGUACACGUUAAUUUAUUGCCCAUUAACUGUACUCAGCUGUUAACAAGCUUUCAAAUGAGGAAGAGCUCUACUUGAAGUCGGCCACUUUGUUAUGCUUAAUGCAUCAUAGCCACCCAUGUUUCAUGUUCCAGGAAAUGAAUAUAUAUAAUAUAUUUCUAGAUUUUUAUUUAAUUUGUUUUUUUUUUUCCAGUUAUUGUUUGAUAUCUGUGUUGUAAGAAUGAGAAGCAGAGUUGUGUCCUCGACACUACAAAGGCACACCAGGUCUAAUUUCAUGCUGGAACGGGAGGCUAACAUUAAUUCCACAGUCCCGAGAAGCACAGAAAAGAAAUGUGCAGGUUUUGUUGAUAAUUUAUUUUAUUUAGCUUUUAUUUCACUGAUUAAAGGGAUGUGAAACAGCCAAAAAAUUCAGUAUGUCUUAAGCUUGCCAGUACUGAGGAUGUGGUGUAAAUUAACAGGUGUUCUUACUUACCAUGCACAUUUCAGUUGAUUGCAUUUAAAAUCUAUGGUAGAGCAAGUGUGGUAGCAGGUUCAAGCCUAUGACUUUGCUGAGUAAAAACUUGAUCACUGUCAUUGCCAAAAUUUCUUCCUUUCUUCUGUUUGACUUUGGUUUUAUGUUUGUUUGUUUUUGGGUGGUGGCGGUGGUUGUUUUUAACCAUUGUUACUGCUUGUCUGUUGGCACUAACGCAGGAAUGCAGGUAUGUUUUCUACCUCAUUAACAUUCUGAG